Neospora caninum is the source of this 1980-nucleotide messenger RNA. RefSeq lists its product as hypothetical. NCBI's taxonomy places the organism in Eukaryota, Apicomplexa, Conoidasida, Eucoccidiorida, Sarcocystidae. The record is from RefSeq and is a predicted model, not a curated record. The coding region runs from base 1 to 1980 and encodes 659 amino acids. The transcript has a single exon. Gene Ontology annotation, cellular component: membrane.
AUGGAGGAUCGCGAACACGAGCUCGGGGCACAACCUCAAAUGCUGGAGGCCGCUGCCGAGAUUUGCAUGCCUGCGACAGACUCCGGCCUGGUACAGAUAGGGGAGAGUGAGGCAGAUGAAGAAUUAAACACCUCGCGCCUGUGUGAACACGGAGAGCCAGUUGAACAAUUGUCACGCUAUCGGGAGGAAAGAACUCCCUCUUCUCAACAGGGCGAACCCGGAUCGUUGGGCGGCGGUGUCGAUUGCAGCGACCAAGCAAGCAGAAACGCCAACCCCGUAUUGCCGUUGCAGGAUAUUUCGAGGAUUUUCUGGGGCUGGGAAGAGAAUAUUGCGAAAAAUUCAUCCACGGAAGCGAGUCCUCGGCGAUUCAGCCGGUCAGCCAAUGAGGGCGAGGACGAUGGGGCAGGGGCAAGAGAUGUGGAACGAUCACCAGAAGAAAACGUAACAAAGAAUGAACAGUCGAGCUCCAUUUCGCAAAACCCGGCUUUGGAUCGAGUUCCAUUUGCGAUAUCCUACCCUUCUUACUGUGCUCACCUGCGCUACGAGAUCCGCCUCACCAAGCGCUUUUGGUCGUGUGAUUUACAUCACCGCGACUGGCGGCAGGUUUUUGUUUCCUCAUACUUCCCCAACUUAAUUGAUGUAGCUUCGCUGGUCGUCAUCCGACUUUUUCUGUGUGUUGUUUUGUUGGUACUCGAGGUCCUUGCGUCCCGUGACGUAAAGAAGGAUCUGGGCUGGCCUAUGCUUCUGUAUUUCACCAACUGGAAUUCGUACCUGACGACAAUCUAUUUUUGCCUUCUCUGUUUCUUGUCAGUAAGGGCUGCCUGGUCGUUCAGAACGCCACUUAUUUCUCGCGACGUAGAAACAGAAAGAAUACCGGAUGAUCAUUCCGCGCAAUGCUACCUUGACCAGGCCGAUGAGGUGAACGAGAAUGAGCUGCCAAGUGUCAACGCCUCGCUCGAGAUGCCUGCAAAGGUGACUGGACAGUCGCAAAAACGGACCACAAAAAGUCGAAUUUCAACGCGGGCGUCUACAGAAAGCCAGCAGUCAAGACACAAGUAUCCGCAUCGGCACUACAACCCAAGCAAAGGCCCUUGGGGAUGUUUCUGUAUCCACCACCGCCACAUUGCGCCCGCGCUUCCGCCUCAUUCCACCAUAAGACGCAAGCUUGUAGAUUGUGUACUGCUUCCUGGAUAUCACGAGCUCAUGUCACAUGAAGUCUACUGUGUGGAGGGAAUCCUCUUGGCACCAAAUCCUUCAUAUCCAGAGAGUUUGGCAUGGACCUGUUUUCGAAAAAAAAAUGCGAGUGCGAAGCAGGAUGCCGAAACAAAACCAGAUGCGUCCAAACAAGAAUCAGACACGGAGUGUUCGGAACGACCUCGCACGCCCCUCCUGGUUUCGAUUGUAUGGGUUCUUCACAGUGUCCACCUCGUUGCAUCUGUGGGAGUGUGCGUCAUCUUCUUUUCCCUUCUGAAUCAAAACGGAAAUACAUUUCCAGAGUCCUGGUACUCCGUAUGGAAGCAUCUUAUGAUUGUGGUUGUCACGCUCAUGCAUUCAUUGCUUCUUUCGCGUAUUCCAAUCCCGAUUCGCCAUGUCGUCUUCGAGUACAUCUUCAUCAUGAUAUAUCUGGCUCUGCAAGUGGUCGUGUUCCUCCUAGACCUCCCAAAUGGUGAUGGGGGUCAUGGGUACAUCUAUCGCGUGUUUGACAUGCGUUGUCCAGGCCGUGCCUUCGGUGUUGCGAUUCUCGUCCUCGCCAGCAUUGCCGUUCUGACGCUAGCACUCUGGUCUGCCUCUCGACAGAGAUCUCUUUUUGUUGACCCUCCCCCAAGUGUCGCAGUUUCUGCUUCCACUCUUCUUGAAAUUCGAACCAAACAGCUUGCUGCUAAGCUCCACGAACUCCAUCUUUCUGUUGACUGUGGAGUCGGCGAUUGUUCUGUUGACGCACGCGAACCAAGUAGGCAACUGCCCGUCGCUGUUUCCUGA